AAAGACGAGUGCUAGGCGUUGCCGUCUCUCAAUCCAGAGUUGAUAUUCCGUAGUUCGAUCCUUUUCACACGGAUGGCCGAUGGACCUUGUUUCGUAUUUAUGCCAACCACCUGAAUGGGAGGAUGACCUGCAUCGGCCAUUGGCCUGGUUUCAGCAUCAGAUUUAUAUGCAGUUGUAUAGAUUCCGUUCCAAUAAUGUAAAUAUAUCUCAUCUGUGGUGUCGAUGAAGUUAAAUAAAUAUCCCGCAAUCCACGUGAUGGUGUCCCCCGCCAAAGAAAUAUUAUCCAUGCGGAAAUCGUCACAACCGGCCCUGGGCAAAGCAUCCAAGCUUUCAAAAAAAUCAAGAAUUGUAUAGCCAAGUUCAAUAGCCAGUGUCCCGAACGUGGCACCUAGCUUGCGCACACCGCUUAACCCUCUACCGCCUGAUCCAGCGAGAGCCUAAUUCCCUCCAAAACCCGAACCGCUCCACAGAGAGCAGUUAGCUAGCUAUACCAACGAUCAACACGCGCGGGGGAAACCAGGAAAGAAUAUACCGCCAUGACGGGCAAAGGGAUUAUGUCGAAGGAGGCAACGAACCUCGAUCCGCCAAAGGAUGAUCCAAUUUCGGUAGAGGAGCUAAGCAAAUCAGACGGCACUGAUCCAAAUCGCCCGACUCUCGUUGCGAUCAAGGGCGUUGUCUUCAACGUUUCUGGAAACCCUGCUUACGGACCCGGUGGUAAUUAUCACGUAUUCGCUGGAAAGGACGCUUCGCGAGCUCUAGCUUCUUCUUCACUGAAGCUAGAGGACUGCAGACCGGAGUGGCACGAUUUGCCUGACAAGGAAAAGGGGGUGCUGGAAGAAUGGUUUACCUUCUUCAGCAAGCGGUACAAUAUUGUGGGGAAGGUUGAAGGCGCUACGAAUACCUAAGACGUUCCUGCACAGAAAGGGGGGUGAGUAAGGGGAGAUAAUCCAGGGGGUCUCAACGAAUGAAUGACUUUUUUUUCUUGUAACAUUUUUUCUCUUUUCCUACCAGAUCUUCCUCUGGUCAUAGUCGCGUCUGGUGAAGGGGAGUAGGACUCCUCCUUUCUUUUCUCAUCUUUUGUGUUUUCAUGAAUGCAUAAUAUGGGUAACUCUACAAGUUCCUGAUCCAGAUAUAUGUAUACAUUUCAAGCGACGUCAUUGAGUUGCAUUCCAAAAUUGAGCUACACAGUGUGCAGGAAGGGACUCAAAUCGGUUGAAGAUGUUAGUAUGUAUAGAACAGGCUUAUUUAUGUGCAAGCUCAUGGUGGGUAAAUUUGCAUUGCUCCGAAUCUCGACGCCUGCAUAUAUAAGUAAUAUGAAACAAACUACAAAGCAGCGCAAAUAAAAAUGGCCCAAUCAACGAAUGUUGAUGGGGAUAUCGGUUAAUUCACUUCCUAUUCUUCCUCAGCAUCCUCUUUUUUGCAAUGAUUCUGUUUCUCUUCGCUAUCUGGUUAUCCUUCUCAGGCUUGGCGUCUUUCGCAUUAUCAGCCUUGUUUGCCGCUAUCGGAUUUGGAUUACCUUGCCCAGUAGCGCCUUCAGACCACUUUCGCUUCAUCCCCUGCUUGGCAGGGAAGCCGGGCUUUGAAGAAUCUCGACGAUUUGGGAAUGCGUUCUUUUGGGGACGUGCCUGCUGCCUCCCGCCUUCGUCGUCAUGGUUCCGCGAUUUUUCCUCCUUCUCG
Molecule: messenger RNA, 1677 nt
Organism: Blastomyces dermatitidis ER-3
Lineage: Eukaryota; Fungi; Ascomycota; Eurotiomycetes; Onygenales; Ajellomycetaceae
Product: progesterone binding protein
Exons: 3
Coding region: 537-905 (122 amino acids)
Cellular component (GO): endomembrane system; membrane
Source: RefSeq, a predicted model, not a curated record